GACUCGAGAAGACAGCGGUUGCUAUGGCGGCUGCGAACGCGGGAAGGGGCCAGGGGGAGAGACAAACAAUCCCCAGCGUCACUCUCAGUGUCUCCGGGGCUCAGAGAGUGAGAGAGGAUCGGGAGCGUGAGGCCCUUGUGUGAUGCAGAGGGAUUCCCACUUGGCUUCGACCAGACGUUACCGGGCGAUGGAUUCUCCGAUUCGAUCCGAGGAUUUGAUGAGUGAUGUCGAGCCCCUGCCCCCGUCCGCGCCCAACUCUGCCCCUGCCAGCCCGCGUGCUGCCUGGGCCAUAGCCGCCAACCUGCCCUGCUUUGAUCGCUCGGCCUCGACCGCUGUGGCCCGCUCUCUGCCCAGCAGCCCCUGUGCCACCCUCACCUCCUCGUCCGAGGCCACGACCAGGCUGUAUGCGUCGCUGCAGAUGGAACAGCGGGCGGCCCCCAGCACGCAGCCCCCGGGGUCCCCUCGCUCCUCCUCCAAACGGGUCACCACCGAGCGCAAAGAGGCUUUGGGCCAUGGUGACAGGCGCAAUCCUGCCCUCCCUGGGCCUCACUCCCGCACCCAACCCCCUGAGCCCAUGCCCAAGCUGGCUGCCAACACCAGGAGCCCUGCCCGACCAGGCCUCCUGCGAGAUGUGGCUUCUGAGGGCCCCUCUAAUACCGCCACUUCCCGCCACCCAAAAUCCGUCCAAUUUGCCAAGGAGGUACCUGGACAGCUGGCACCCCCUGAGCUGGAAGAACCUGCUGCGGAGAUGACUCAGAGACUGCCAAAAAAGGGGGAAGGCAGCAAUGGGGCAAAGGUUGGAUCCAGGCACGUUUCGGAGAUGGAGUCGGUGCGGUCCCACCUACAGAACAUGUUGAAGCUCUCUCAGGAGCUCACCUACAGGGAUGCUGCCGUCAGUCCGACCUCGUCAACACUGGUGCCGAAGGCAGCUGAGGAUCAAGGGGACGACGAUUCGUUUGAGAGUGACUGCACCAGCACUUUACUCAGCGCCAAACCUUUCCAGGAGAUCUCUGUGUCCCCACCAGUGCCCAUCCUGGGAUUGAAUGAAGCUGCUCUCUUCCCUCGGUAUUCCCGUAUGCGGAUGGGGAUGGGAGAGGGGCUGGCGGCUGAAUCCUCCCUCUACGAGUGUCAGAUCUUGAAGGACACCCUCGAUAAAGAGCGCACGAGGAGGAAGCAUUGUGAGAAACAGAUUCAGAGCCUGCAGAACAAGAUCUUGGAGCUCCAGCAGCAGUUGGCUGUGGCAGUGUCAGCUGAUCGGAAGAAAGACAUCAUGAUUGAACAGCUGGAUAAGACUCUGGUGAAGGUAGUGGACGGUUGGAAGAAACAUGAUGCAGAGAAAUCGGAAGCCAUGAGGCAACUGCAGGAGGAGCGCGAGGCUGCAGAGAAGGGGCAUGGCAAGCAGCAGCAGGCGCUGUUCAGUUUGGAGCAUCAUUUAACACAAGUAAACCAAGCUCUGGCGAAAGAGCAGAAAGAGAAAGAUCUGCUGGUGGAGGCGAGGGGCAUAUUGGAGGAGGAGAACCGGAAGCUGCAGAAGGUUCUGGAAGUGGAGCAGCAGCGCUGCCUGAGGCUGCAGGGCGAGUGUGACGUUGCAGAGAGUGGCAGGCAGCACGAGCGGAAACAGGCCGAGGCUCUGCGCACCAAGCUGGGAGAGGCGCGUGAGGCGUACAGCCAACGUGAGAAGCAGCUGGAGCAGGGGAACGCGCAGCGGGAGGAAGAACUCCAGAAGCAGCUGGAAAGAGAGAAGGCAACUGCUCAGCGUGAAACACAGCGGGCGCAGGACACGCAGCGGGUCCUCGCCUCCAUCCAAACGGAGCUGCAGCAGCUGGAAAUCGAGUUGGACACGGCCAAACGUGACAAGGAAAGCCUGCAGAUGGAACUCAGCCUGGUCAAGGCACGCUUUGAAUCGCAGCGAGUCAAGAGUGAGACGGAGUUUAAGAUGGCCUUGGAGCAACAGGUGACUGAGCGACUAGCAACCGUCCACGAAGACAGCACCCGACAGACAGCCGCCAUUCGAGAGCAGCACAGGAAGCAGAUCAUGGAACUGACCGCACAGCAUGAGCACGAGAUGGGCAAGCAGUUAGCCGAGUUCAAAUCGGAACUACAGCAACGGGAGGAGAAGCAUCGUCAGCUAAUUGAGGGGUACGAGAUCAGGCUGGCGAAGGCACAGGAGGAGAUGGGCAGGCUCCUCGCCGUGAAGAGGAAGCUGGAAGUGCAGCGAGGCGAGAUGGUGUCCAAGCUGCAGACCAUGAUGCAGUCGCACUGGAACGAAGCACUGAAGGUGUUGUUGUCCGAAGACUCACCCCCAGCCCUCCAGAGACCAAUGCAACCUGCCCUUCAUCACAACCAAAUGCCUGUUUAUAGCGAGCUCAACCGCAUAAUGUCGACCUCAGGAACCACCAAUGAUUCUCACCUCUCGUCUUCCUCGACGGUGCCUUACACAGUCUCGGCCUUGGAUACCAACCGGCUGAGGCAUUCCUCUGGCUCUCAGGCACCUGACAGCCAAACACACGGGAACCUGGUCAAGCUGCAGCACUCGGAUUGGGUCAGUCAGAGGAGCGACCUCCGUUUGCCUGAGCUGGCUCCGGACUGUGGGGUCUGUGAGGACAGGAUCGAGACCGGACAACUUCCCUACGCAAACCAAGAGGCUCGCAAGCUCGUGGAUGUUUCCCUGCAGGACACCCGCAACUUCCACUUUGCUCAGGCCAUUCCCUUGCAGCCUGUGGUACAGGCCUCAUCUCACCGACAGGUGUCCAUGGCAACCAAAGACCAAGAGGUCAACGCAGAUCCCAACAUACCCAGCAGACACAGUACCCUGGCCUCAAAUGCUACAGAAACGCUGGACCCCCUGUUAAAGCAUGAACAUCACCUGCAGCAGUGCACCUCGCACUGUAGUGACCACCCACAGCUGGCCGGGAGCUCUGUGUACUCUGAGCAGAGCCAGCCGGUGAUGCUCCCACUGCUGCCCAACCGGCCCUCGUUGGAAGACCUCAGCCAGCUGCUCAACUACAGCUUCCUCAGUCAUGCCAGCUUCCACCCUCUGGAGCUACAGGUGGAUGAGACCAUGAUGACAGCCCCCGGAGCCCAUUUGGACGAGCUGGCUGAGCACCCGUUCACUGAUGGUGCUGAUGACAGUGAACAGACCCACAACCAGCAGCCGAGUGAGGGCGGAACAACCAAGAACAGCAGCUUUGAGUCGUCAGGGGGGCAGUCCUCCCAGGAACAGAGCUCGCGAAGCAGUGAGCUUCAGUAUUACAUCCAGAUGCUUCUUGACCGAUCACCUGGAGAUCCUGUGGAAGGCAGUGGGGAAUCCGAGAAGCCCAGCAUAGCACAGAAUGACGCAGCCUCCCAGCAAGGAGGUUCUCCGGUUUUGCGGGAUUGCUCCAAUAUCUGGGAGAGCACCGGGCCCCAGCUGAUGAGAGAGUUACCCAUCGUGCAGAGCAGCAAGCCUUCCAGCAGCGCUGUGCAGAAAAUGAAAAUGAAUCCCUCGGAGGCUGUUCUGUUGCAGCGGGUGCUAGGACCCCAAAGCCCUCAGAAAUCAGGGUCUGCGGGUGGAGUGCUAUCUCCUAAACAGAUUGGAGAGCUCUCGAGACUGUUGAGCAUGUACCACAGCACUUCCAAUCGACCAGCACCGGCCUUGGAUGAACUCUUCACCUACCUGAGGGGCGUGCAGCAGAAUGGGCCAGAAGGGCCGGAGAGUAUGGCCGCAUCUGCUCGAAGAAACCUGGAUCAGAAAUUAAACCUAGCGGCCAGGAGAGAGGGUUCAUCAGCGCAGAGCAACCAGAGACGGUUCAUGGCAAACAAGACGGUGACUGAAAAGAGCACCAAUCCUGGCAAACCAGGGAAGAAACCUGCACCGGCCACCCAGCCAGGAAGCAAAGGAGGCAAGACGGUGGUCUGGAGAUGAGUAGCGACAAAGCUAGUCACCGAGACUGGGGAAUACAUCCAGUGACCAAUCAAUCCCAAUUGCCCUGGUCUGGUCAGUGUAGCCCCCCACUCCCCAGAAGCUGGGGUGGGGGGAGUUGGCAAGACAUUGGACUUUGUGAUCGAGUUUCUCCGUGUGGUCAACUUUGCAAUGAAGGGUUGAAACAAUGGUUUUCAAUGCUGGCUUGCCACACCUGGCACUGGGCAUUCAAACUCAACGGGGUAAGCCCAUGAUGUCUCUGCCGACUUCAGGUGUGCCAGAUAAAAAGCUUCAGGGCGUCGACAGCACAAGCUCAAUGCAGCUCGCUGCUGAACUAGUAACGGGAGGUGCUGAGGGUGGCGCAGGUUUACAUGGUGCCGCCUGAUGCACGUUGAUGUGGUUGAGUAUAGUGGUCUAUAUCCUCCACCUAACUUGCGCUACACUUCAUGUCCCAAAUUUAAAUGGUGAUAGCUCUGUCUAGUGUGCCACAUUUGAAUUGUAGACAUUUGAACCACAAAGGGAUGAGAUAUUUCAUCAAAGGCUGCUCACCCCAGCAAUCGGCUGUUCCAGACAACCUCAUCCCACCCCAGUAAUUACUCUGCAUCACAGCGUAUUGUGUGGAGGAGUUAAUGUACUAGUGGGCGUACUGUUUAGCAAUAACCUCCAAUUCCUAGCCAAGCAGACUAUUGCAAGAAUUUCUUCCUGCUUUACUGUUUACAUUUACUGUUCUCCCAUUUCAGUUUGUUUAUAAUCUUGUUUUCCUGUUUAAUUUUGAAUUAAGAAUCUGAAUAAUAAUCAGUGCCCUUUUGAACUACCCAUGAAAAAAUUUCUCCUUCCUGCAUCUGUUUCAACGGACUGAUUGAUUGAUUCUUCCUCCCUUUCUCCCUAUGCAUACCUCUCUCUUUCUGGCCCUUUCAUUUCUCUAUCAGCCUCCCUUGCUGUGCUGUCAAACUUGCGUUUGGACAAACGCUGUGCUGCGACACCACAGCUGUGUCCUGGAGAGAGGAGUCUGGCCCAAAUAACCAUCCUCCUCCGUCUUUACCUUGUGAAAUGCUCCCAUACCAUUUUUACACCACCCCCCCACCUCCACCCAUCCAUAUUCAUUUGUGUUCACUCUUACUGAUACAACCAACCUGUUAAUUCCUGUGACCACGACUUCUAAGUUUAGAGGAACUUGGGGCUGUGCAUUUAAAUUUUUUGAAAAAUAAGCAUAACCGCAAACAGCAAUAAUUGCCACAUCAGCGGGUCUAAUUUAUUUUUAUAAAGAAUAUUUUUCUGUGAUGCUUCAUACCUUUACGAACAGCUUAUGAUAACUGUAUCAUUGUGUCGACCUUCACUGGUAGUACAGCUGAAACGUAGUCUUGGGCUACAUUCUCGUUAGAAUACUAUGGUUGGGGUUUUAAGUCCAUUUCCAGUAUGUGCUUCUGUUCUUUUAUCCGUUCUGGUUGCAGCAUGACUGCAGUAGUUAAUUUAAUGAAGGGUGGCAUUGAUUCCAUUUUGUUUCGUGUGAAAUGUGUCUUAAUAUCUUGAGGCUCAUCACGUGAGGGUAGGAUGUUGUAUUUUUUUCAAUAUAUGAAAUGUUAGCCAGCUGUGCUGUACUGCUAGCUUGUAGCUGAUUGUGGGUAUAUACUUAUUUGACACUGGUUUACAGGCUUGUUUUACAGUCCAUUUACUUAUAUCAGGAGUUAAGUUUAGGUUAACAUUCGGUGCUAGUUGGCUCGUUCUGCUCCUGCUUCCCCAGGGUCCCAGGACCUGCCAGCCAUUUUCUCAACAUAUCCACAUCUUCCAUAAUCACCAAAGGGCUUUACCUCUUGUAUUUAAAUGCCUGGCGUCAUGAUAACAUUUACUCUCAAGUGUAGAACUUGCGGGAAGGUCAGAGGCCAUUGAUGGAUCUAAACCUUGUCCAGUAUUCCGACUUACCCAGCAGCUCACCAGACUUGGGUGUUGAUCUCAUGCUCCAAACAUAGUUUGCUUACUGUGAAGUAUAUAGUGUUAAAAUGGACCCCCAUGACCAAAAAAAUGUAUAUUUUUGUUUCAUCCUUUAAAAUCAUACAAUUGGAAAACAAUAGCCGAUCAUUUCAGGCUAACACCAGCCCUUUGAAGGCGCCAUGUAUAUUAAAUGCAGCUGUCAGCAGCACUUUGUUUAUUUUUUUGGUGUUGCUUCUGGUUUCUGUUAAAUUCUGAAAACUUCUGGGGGAUUUUAAAACCCACAUGAUGUACUUGGGCAUUUAGAGUAGAUGAUAAUGACAUUGUACCUAAAACUUGAUUGAGAAGCACAGGCGAAAGAAUGCAUCGACACCUUUUAAUCCCUGCAAUACUCCGGUCCCUGUUCCGUGUCCCCUGUAUCCAAAUCAUUGGUUUAAUUCAACUCUGCUUGCUUGGAAAGGACUUUAAUAGACAUCUGAAAUGUAGCUAACAAACAAUGUAAAGAAGCCUGUGGUCUUCCUAUGCAGUUUCCCAUGCAAAUACCUCCAGGGUGCCAAAUCCCAAAUCCUGCACUAUUUAAUACUGUAUGUAAGCACUUAAUAUAUAUGUAUAUGUUCCACAGGCUUUGUGUGACAGUACAACUACAUCCCCUUUUAUCUCUGUUGAUUUUUUUCAACUUGCAUUUGCUGUGUAUUGUAUCUUUAUCCAACUGACUGUUUAUAUUUGUGUGUGUGCCUGUGCAUUUUUUACAAACUUAAAUGCCUUAUUUUAAUAUGGAUUUUAUAUAAUAAACUUUUA
Carcharodon carcharias (great white shark) is the source of this 6625-nucleotide messenger RNA. It is a transcript of the gene cntrob, whose product is annotated as centrobin, centrosomal BRCA2 interacting protein. Gene Ontology annotation, biological process: centriole replication; regulation of cilium assembly; centrosome separation. The transcript is spliced from 20 exons. The coding region runs from base 143 to 3904 and encodes 1253 amino acids. The record is from RefSeq and is a predicted model, not a curated record. Lineage: Eukaryota; Metazoa; Chordata; Chondrichthyes; Lamniformes; Lamnidae. Gene Ontology annotation, cellular component: centriole; centrosome.